Molecule: messenger RNA, 580 nt
Organism: Radiomyces spectabilis
Lineage: Eukaryota; Fungi; Mucoromycota; Mucoromycetes; Mucorales; Radiomycetaceae
Product: 60S ribosomal protein L28-B
Exons: 2
Coding region: 85-390 (101 amino acids)
Biological process (GO): translation
Cellular component (GO): cytosolic large ribosomal subunit; ribosome
Molecular function (GO): structural constituent of ribosome
Source: RefSeq, a predicted model, not a curated record
GCCGGUCACGGUCGUGUUGGAAAGCACAGAAAGCAUCCUGGUGGUCGCGGUCUUGCUGGUGGUCAGCAUCAUCACCGUAUCAACAUGGAUAAGUACCAUCCCGGUUACUUUGGUAAAGUCGGUAUGCGUCACUUCCAUUUGAAGAAGAAUCAGACCUGGCGCCCCGUCAUCAACCUUGACCAAAUCUGGUCUUUGGCUGGUGAGGGUGUUCGUGAAAAAUACAAGAACACCGAAAAGGUCCCCGUCAUUGACGCCCUCCAGAACGGUUACGGCAAGGUCUUGGCCAAGGGUUCCGUUAGCCAGCCCGUCAUUGUCCGCACUCGUUACGUCUCUCGUCGUGCUGAAGAGAAGAUCAAGGCUGCCGGUGGUGUCGUCGAACUCAUUGCUUAAUUGAUUUUCAUUUCUAUUUUUCCGUUCUAGUUCAGUUCAUCUUCCUCAGAUACAACAAUAGUCAUCGCAUACUGCUCUUUUUCGUCCCCCUUUCAAUUUCCGUUUCUCAUGUUUUUCAUGUUUUUCAUGCAUGUGUACUUUACCAUGAACAUUUGUUUUUUACGACUUAUUUUUUUUUUUUGAAUGGAUA